Carlito syrichta (Philippine tarsier) is the source of this 1021-nucleotide messenger RNA. It is a transcript of the gene ANGPTL6, whose product is annotated as angiopoietin like 6. The transcript has 5 exons. The coding region runs from base 1 to 1005 and encodes 334 amino acids. Lineage: Eukaryota; Metazoa; Chordata; Mammalia; Primates; Tarsiidae. The record is from RefSeq and is a predicted model, not a curated record.
AUGCAGGUGCCCACUGUUGGUUGCUCUUUGCGGGGUGUGUCCAUGUCAGGGGUUGGGAUCCCUCCUGGCUGCCGGGCCUUCUGCAGCCUCUCACACUCUGGGCUCCACUGCGGGGGAAGGAAUGUCCAGGGCACUGACCUGUGUUAUCAGGCUCUGGUGGCCUGGGCAGGGGGUCUGGUCCUGCCACCGCCCCUGGUGCCCGUGGUUCCGGUCAGUCUGGCGGGCAGCACCAACGACACGGGCGGGAGGCUGGAGCCAGCCCCAGAACCCCAGAGAGACCAGACCCUGAGACAGCAGGGGCCGUUGGCUUCUCCCAUACCCGCAGGGCACCCUGCUGUUCCCACCAAGCCAGCUGGCCCAUGGCGAGAUUGUGCAGAGGCCCACAGGGCAGGCCACGAGCAGAGUGGAGUGUAUGAGCUGCGGCUGGGCCGGCACGUGGUGUCAGCAUGGUGCGAGCAACAGCUGGAAGGUGGAGGCUGGACCGUGAUCCAGCGGCGGCAAGAUGGCUCCGUCAACUUCUUCACCACCUGGCAGCACUACAAGGUGGGCUUUGGGCAGCCAGACGGAGAACACUGGCUGGGCCUUGAACCCGUGUAUCAGCUAACCAGCCGGGGGGACCACGAGCUGCUGGUGCUCCUGGAGGACUGGGGGGGCCGUGGGGCACGUGCCCACUACGAUGGCUUCUCCCUGGAGCCGGAGAGCGACCACUACCGUCUGCGGCUUGGCCAGUACCAUGGUGAUGCUGGCGAUUCUCUUUCCUGGCACAAUGACAAGCCCUUCAGCACCGUGGAUAGAGACCGGGACUCCUAUUCUGGCAACUGUGCCCUCUACCAGCGGGGAGGCUGGUGGUACCACGCCUGCGCCCACUCCAACCUCAACGGUGUGUGGCACCGCGGCGGCCACUACCGGAGCCGCUACCAGGACGGCGUCUACUGGGCCGAGUUUCGCGGCGGGGCCUACUCGCUCAAGAAGGCGGCCAUGCUGAUCCGGCCGCUGCGGCUGUGACUCGCUCCGCUCCUCC